UUAACAUAAAUAACAAUGAAUCUUAUCAAUGUGAAAGUUCUUAUAUUAAUGAUUUUUUAGAAAAUGCUUUAGAAGAAAAUAAAUAUUUAAUAUCAUGGAUCCCAUCUAGUAAUCUAAAAAUUGUCUCAAAGGUCGGAAAGGGUGGAUUUUCGACUGUAUAUUUGGCUCAAUGGGAUGAUGAUGGUACUGCAAACGCUGUUGCACUUAAAUUGCUCCAUGGAUCACAUGAUAAUUGUGAGGAACUUUUAAAAGAGUUCAAUAUUGCUGAAGCAGCUUACGACAGCACCUUUAAUAUCGAAAGUUUUGAAAGUUUAGAUGAAUACUUAGAAAAGCGAAAUUUUGAAAAAUAA
Messenger RNA from Racocetra fulgida, 350 nucleotides. The record is from the annotation of a GenBank genome assembly. NCBI's taxonomy places the organism in Eukaryota, Fungi, Glomeromycota, Glomeromycetes, Diversisporales, Gigasporaceae.